AUGUACACGUUGCAAGCGAAGCCAGUGCAGCUUUCCACGGCACCGCGUGCUGCCCAUGCGACGACGAUGUCGAGGUUGGUGCCCAUAGCAGCUCUGCUCAGACCAGACGCGGUGGAGAAGUUCAAGGUUGACGACUACACCUACUACAACUUCCGCAACGAGACCUAUCAUUUCCCCGCUCAAGAUAUCGAAUAUGAGAGGCUGGACAUCAUGCACCAGUUGAUCUAUGACAUAGCACUGAACGGGCAAUUACAUCUGGCGCAUCUGAGGGCGAGCCCAGGCAGGAUUCUGGAUAUCGGGUUUGGCGAUGGAUUCUGGAUGACAGAAAUGCAACAGCAGUAUCCGGAGGCCGAGGUCAUUGGCAUCGACCUGGACAGCGCCGUCACAUCGACACCCGGCUCAAGACCUAUGUUCAGAUCUCCGGUCGACUUCAAUGCCCCUCAAUGGCCAGUUGAGGACUCGUCCGUGGAUCUGGUCCAUGUGGCUCAACUUCUGGGUUGCGUCCCCGACUGGCUCCAAUUUUACAGAAAAGCGUACAGGUGCUUACGUCCGGGAAUCGGCCACCUCGAACACGUUGAGAUUGAUUGGGCCCAUAGAACAACCGACCCCCAGUUCCCUGCUGAAGCUGCAGAUCUCUACAACUGGUGGCACUGGAUUCGACAAGCGUCUGAACUUGCUGGCAAAUCGCUUGCUUGUCGAGACGACACUGAGGACCUGUUGGAGGAAGCUGGCUUCAGAGACGUGAGCCACAGGCGGAUUCGGGUACCGGUCUUCUGGACCGGGAAGAGGGAUCGCAAGGACAUCGAUCUCGCUCAUGGCUACCAAACGGCUAUGGGCCCCAAGAACUCCCAGUCAUUCCACGGAUUCAGCAUGCUGCUCUUCACCCGGUAUCUACAUUGGACACCCCAGCAAGUCCGAGAUCUGUGCGACAGGGUGCUCAAGAUCAUCGAGUAUCGGCAGAGCUGUCCUCAGCUACAUCAAUUAUACGUCAACCUGCACAUCUGGACCGCCCGGAGACCUCAAACAUGA
This is a messenger RNA of Zasmidium cellare ATCC 36951, 1029 nucleotides long. RefSeq lists its product as uncharacterized. The record is from RefSeq and is a predicted model, not a curated record. The coding region runs from base 1 to 1029 and encodes 342 amino acids. NCBI's taxonomy places the organism in Eukaryota, Fungi, Ascomycota, Dothideomycetes, Mycosphaerellales, Mycosphaerellaceae. The transcript has 5 exons. Gene Ontology annotation, molecular function: methyltransferase activity.